Messenger RNA from Salvelinus sp. IW2-2015, 3021 nucleotides. RefSeq names its product serine/threonine-protein phosphatase 2A 56 kDa regulatory subunit gamma isoform-like. Gene Ontology annotation, cellular component: cytosol; protein phosphatase type 2A complex; nucleus. The record is from RefSeq and is a predicted model, not a curated record. Gene Ontology annotation, biological process: signal transduction; protein dephosphorylation. NCBI's taxonomy places the organism in Eukaryota, Metazoa, Chordata, Actinopteri, Salmoniformes, Salmonidae. Gene Ontology annotation, molecular function: protein phosphatase activator activity.
GACAUCACUAACUAGCCAGUUCCCUCCAGCAGCACCAGAGAGCUUCAUUUUCUGAUCUGCUUUUGUGUUAAAAUGGAGGCUGGCUCCUUGCCUUAAGUGGAUUGCCUUCCUGGUUAAGUUUAGAUGUUGACAUGCACUAAAGCUGGAAUCAGGAUGGUUGUGGAUGCACCUAAUUCCAAUGGGCCUUUCCAGCCAGUGGCUCUUAUGCACUUCAGAGACUGUGCUCCGGCGGAGCAGGAGAAGCUGUUUGUGCAGAAGCUGCGCCAGUGUUGCGUGCUCUUUGACUUCCUGUCGGACCCACUAAGUGACCUGAAAUGGAAGGAGGUGAAGCGGGCGGCGCUGAGCGAGAUGGUCGAGUACAUCACCCACAACAGGAACGUCAUCACAGAGCCCAUCUACCCUGAGGUGGUGCACAUGUUUGCGGUGAACAUGUUCCGAACGUUGCCUCCGUCGUCCAAUCCCACAGGAGCAGAGUUUGACCCGGAGGAGGACGAGCCUACACUUGAGGCUGCAUGGCCACAUCUCCAGCUCGUCUAUGAAUUUUUCCUUCGGUUUUUAGAAUCUCCCGACUUUCAACCGAACAUAGCAAAGAAGUACAUCGACCAAAAAUUUGUGAUGCAGCUUUUAGACCUGUUUGACAGUGAGGACCCACGGGAGAGGGACUUCCUCAAAACCACUCUCCACAGGAUCUAUGGGAAAUUCCUGGGACUACGGGCCUACAUCAGAAAACACAUCAAUAAUAUAUUUUAUAGGUUUAUCUAUGAGACCGAGCACCAUAAUGGAAUUGCAGAAUUACUGGAGAUACUCGGAAGUAUAAUCAAUGGGUUUGCCUUACCACUAAAAGAGGAGCACAAGAUUUUCCUGUUAAAGGUCCUGUUGCCUUUGCACAAAGUCAAAUCACUUAGUGUCUAUCAUCCACAGCUGGCAUACUGUGUUGUGCAAUUUCUAGAGAAGGACAGCACUCUCACUGAACCAGUGGUAAUGGCACUUCUCAAAUACUGGCCAAAGACUCACAGCCCCAAAGAGGUGAUGUUCCUCAAUGAGCUGGAGGAGAUUCUGGACGUCAUUGAGCCGUCUGAGUUCGUCAAGGUCAUGGAGCCACUCUUCAGGCAGCUGGCAAAGUGUGUGUCCAGCCCGCACUUCCAGGUAGCAGAGAGAGCUCUGUACUACUGGAACAAUGAGUACAUCAUGAGUCUAAUCAGCGACAAUGCAGCCAAAAUCCUACCCAUCAUGUUCCCGGCACUCUACCGUAACUCCAAGACCCACUGGAACAAGACCAUCCAUGGCCUCAUCUACAAUGCUCUCAAGCUCUUCAUGGAGAUGAACCAGAAGCUGUUUGAUGACUGCACACAGCAGUUCAGAGCAGAGAAAAAUAAAGAAAAGGCCAAGUCAAAAGAGAGGGAAGAGGCCUGGCUCAAGAUUGAGAACCUUGCCAAAUCCAAUCCACAUUGUCUUAUGUGUGUUGAUUCCACUGGCCUCAAUGGACCAGUAGCAAUGGAGUCUGAUGGUCCAUUAACCUUGGAAGAAGUUCACAGGUUAAAAAAGACAGUAACGGAAGAAGCCACUCAGUUACAACAGAGAGACCAGAGAAAAGACCGUCCUCUGGUGCGGCUCGAGUCGGAUCUCCCUCAGGACAUCUACACCGCAAAAGCCUUGGAGACCCAUCGCCGCGCCGAUGACAUGAUCACCACCCACAAUGGGCUCUAGGUCUGCCCCUCUCUCUUCUCUUCUGUCCAGUCCCCUAAAGGAGUACCCUCGCCCCUCCACACCCCACCUACCCACCCACACAGCACAUUCAGAAUACUGGCCCGGUUUCCCUAUCUUGCCAGUACACUGCCCCACCUCCCUCAGAUUUCUGCUUUCUCAGGUGUUUAUUUUGGGGGGAGGGGUGGGCCCGCAACUCUUUUAGCUGUCGGUCCUGCAGAGUCAUUGUUUUCCUUAUUGUUUCUGCUGAAUUGUGCAUAAAACAGUAUAUCGGCUCAUCCCUCCCUGCUCUUAUUGUACUAAUGAAAAUGGGGACGUUUCGUUCCACCUGCGACAUGACAAGCUCAUGUGAAAUGCACAACAAACGUAGAGAGCAGAAACUGAAUGAGGGAGACUUCUUUUCUUCUUCUGUUUUCUGUCAAGGGGAAACAACCAAAAACAGAUGGUUGGAUGGAGGGGUAGGACAGUUGGAUCGACUUUCCGGACUUUAUUUUUAUCCCAGGGACAUCUGCCAGUGCCAAGACCAUUUGUGUACUUUUUUUGUUUCUGCGUCUGCGUUUCUUGUUUUUAAUAAGCUGAAGAGCAACAGGGCUGUCUAAAGGGACUGAUCCAUCUGUUCUGAUGAAAUAACAUUGUGACAGGGAUUGAGAGAGGGAGGAAGGGAGGUUCUCUGUGGACACUGGACUCUUUACACUCUACAGUUUGUGUCAUAUAAAUGUUUUAUUUAGUCUUAUUUCCUUUCUCAUACCCAUCUGUUGAAUUCCAUCUGCAAUAUGUGAGCUGGAAAUUUCACAGUGAAAUAUUGAUAGUUCAAACAAUGGUACUUCUUAUUUCAUAUAGAGAAACACAUUGGGUGGUUGUUAGUUUCCACCCUGUUUGUCAUACUCAAAAGCCCCUCUUAGACAUUUCAACAUCUGUAGACAGUUUUUUACUGGAAUCACAUUAUGACACCUUACCUGGGGGUAUCACAUAAUGAGUAGUUAUUUGGGAUGCAAGAUUAUUUGUAUAUCAGUGAUUCUGCACAGCCUGACUGCAAUGUAGUCCAUCUUAAAUGCACAACCCACAGGGCACACUGGUUGAAUCAAUGUUUCCAUGUAAUUUCAAUGAAAUUAGGUUGAACCCAUGUGGAAUAGACGUUGAGUUGAUGAUCCAGGCUUCAGCAGUCCCAGAGCCACUUGCUAGUCAAGCAUUGACCUCCAUUAGUUUCAGAGGUACCCAUGAUAUCACAUGUCGUGUCCAUCUCGUACCCCCCCAGCGUGCUCACUAUUCCCCCUGUUGAUUUUCUUUUUUACCACCACCCUCUUAUCCAGAUUUGCU